AUGGUGAAUAUGGAGGAGCUCUGUCAACGCCAGAGAAAGGAGCUCAGGGAUUUGGUCAAUACCAUCACUGGGUUAAAGAAACAGGCUACGAAAAAGACGCGAAAAGGUGUGCUUUCGAAAUGCCAGGAGUUGGAAGACAACUUAAAGAGAAAACAUGCGGAGGAAAUGGCUCUACUAAAUGGAGAUGAGCAAGCGGUGACAGAGGUGGAGGUAACGCCGGAAACACUACUUGCCCAAGUAUCACUUGAAGAGAAUGAAAAUAAGGAUAAUGAGGAGCCGCCUUUAUCCAAACCCAAACGGCGAAACAGACAGAAGGAGCGUCUUGCAAUACGCAAAGCCGAAACAGAACGCAUCCGAAACGAGGCAAAGAAUGAGGCCGCAAAUAGUAUAGACUAUAGGCAAAUUGAGAUGGACUCAAUGAACCAACUUUUAAGUCUUCAUGGGUUGUCCUUGUAUGAAAUCAAACCGGACGGCCAUUGUCUUUUCGCAGCAAUUGCAGAUCAGCUUUUGCAGCGACGCGGCAUUACAAAAACAGUCCAGCAGUUGAGGGAUUUGGCUGCAGACUACAUCUUAUCGCACAAGGACGACUUUAUCCCUUACCUUUUCGAUGAAGUCACCAAUACAAUGAGAGAUGUCACAGAUUACUGCCAGGAGUUGAGAGCAACAGCAAUGUGGGGGUCAGACAUGGAGGUGCUAGCUUUGGCAAGAGUGUUUGACUGCUGUAUAAGCAUCUAUAUGGCAGGGGCAUCUACUAUACGGAUCAACGAAGACGCAAAGGACGAGCCAGAGCUCAUGUUGGGCUACUACAAGCACUCAUACGGAUUGGGUGAGCACUACAACUCCUUACGUGAUGCAUCUUCUACACUGUAG
Lodderomyces oxycetoniae is the source of this 870-nucleotide messenger RNA. RefSeq lists its product as uncharacterized. Gene Ontology annotation, biological process: protein deubiquitination. The transcript has a single exon. Gene Ontology annotation, molecular function: cysteine-type deubiquitinase activity. The record is from RefSeq and is a predicted model, not a curated record. Bases 1 to 870 code for a protein of 289 amino acids. NCBI's taxonomy places the organism in Eukaryota, Fungi, Ascomycota, Pichiomycetes, Serinales, Debaryomycetaceae.